CCGGAAUCGGCGCAAAUUGAGCCGUAUAAGCCGCUAUCUGUGCUCGCGUGCUCGGAUAUAUUCUAUUUUUAAUCGCUUUACCUCGUGCUGGUGUCAGUUUGCGCUCACGCGCCGUCGCCGCGCUACAACACAAUAGCCACAGCACUGUGUUCGUUUGUGCCACGCCGUCGUCGCGCAUUUCCAAUAACUACAAGCACUGGCUUGAGCAGUGCCGCGCGCGUACGCAGUGCUGCACAGACAGGAUGAUGCUCCGCAUCGCAGCACUCCUCGCGACCGCCGCCGCGGUCUCGCAGCAAAAGGACUGGCUCGUGCACAGACAGGACUCGAAAACGCGACUGCUCAAAACUGCGAGCGGUCUCAGGCUCACGAACGGGCUGAUCGAGCGCGCCUUCGCGGCGCAGCCGGGAGGCUACUUCUGCACGACCGACCUGAGACGGGGCGACCGGUCCUUCUUCCGGGCGCUGUCACCGGAAGCGAAUCUUACGAUAAACGGCCAGCGGUUUAAUAUCGGUGGCUGCCUCGGCCAGCCGGAGAACCACUACGAGUUCUGGUACGCCGAGCGCUGGCCGCUCGCGAAGGACCCGGAUGCGUUCGCCUACCGCAACUACACGCUCUCGAAACCGUCCAAAGGUUUUGAAUGGCGCGCGCGGUCCGGCGCGCCAUCGAUACCGUGGCCGCCGAAAGGACUCCGCUUAACCGUCGAGUUCGCGCACGCUUCUUUACAGAAUGUGCGCGUCUUCGUCCACUACGAGAUGUACGACGGCGUGCCAGCGUAUCGGAAGCUAGUCUCGAUUCGAAACGACGGCUCUGAUACAAUAACUGUCGAUUCGCUCGUCGUGGAGUUGUUCAGAGCGCAAAACUUCUCACCCCAAAGAAUCACGGCGCUGGCCGAGCACUGGAACAACGCACCAGUGCCAAAUGACCAGCAGGUGCCCGCCGUGCCGAAGUCGCUCCUCCAGGAGUCGCCGCGGUACUGGUACGCCGACCCCCACUACGACCAGUGCUGCGACGAUACACAAUUACAUGUGCCCCACACGGCUUAUACAUACCUUGUGGCCGGGUACACGCGGGACGUGCGCUUCGGGGGGGGCACAGGCCCGGGCUGGGUCCUCGCGCCCGGGUCGUCGAGGAGCUCGUCGUCGCUGCGGGUCGUGCUCCACGAUUCGGACGAGAGUGAACGCCAGGGCCUCGGCGUGCGCGAGACCCUCAAGGCGAGCGCCGGCGCCCCACGCCAUCGACGCGACCUCCUCACGGGUUCGUUUCCCCGCAGGCGCUCGCGCCGCAGCUCGCCGAGGCCCCCGUGAAUUUUAUGUUGUCCGACCUCUCAGCUUUGCGACGCAUCGUGGAUCAAGCCGCAAAGACGGGCCACGAGCUCGGCAUCAUUGGUUUUGGUGCCGAGGGUUGGUGUGCUUUUUGCUCGGCACAAACGGAGGACGCGAAUUUCACGGCGUGGCUCGCGAAUGAAGUGCGCUACGCUCGCUCCAAAAACAUAGAGUUGUCCGCCUAUACCUUGAUGCAGGGCAACGGCUGGGGCAUGGACCCCAUUCCGGAAGAUGCCAAAAUUCUGAACCGGGACGGCUCGCGCGGCCCGACGGCCUGCUUCGCGACGGACUGGCACGCGUCGUAUCGCCAGCGCGUUUUGGCGUUUGCGGCGAAGGUGGGCUUCUACGGCGUCGAGACGGACGGCCAGUUCGAAGGGGCGAGUUGUAGUGAUCCAACGCAUUCCCACCACGGCGUCGCGAACAGCUUCGACGCGCAGCUCAAGGCGACGCAGCGUUUUAACAAUCAACUGAAGGCGCGCGGGCUCUACCAGACGGGCGCGGACGCCUACGUCUUUUCCGGGGCCAACCGCUGGAACGCGGCCGACACGGACGAGGCCAUUUUCCACAUAGACAACGUCGUCGAGUGGUCGACGCUGGGACGCAUGUACGCCUACGACUCGACGUUCGACCGCGUGCCGACUUCUGGGCAAUAUACGGUGGAUGAUUUGGUGGGAAGAUGCACGGACGACCCGCUGCAGGCGGAUCUCGUGAGAUGCGUGGAUUUCGUGCUGGGCGGGUUCUACCUCUUCGGGACGCAGCCGUUCUUCCACGCCGUCCAGCUGUGGGAUCCCCUCCAUAAAGACGCGGCGGCGCUCGAGGCCUCGGUGACGCGCUGGACGGGCUUCUUCCGAGCGCAUCGGACGCGGCUGCUCGGCAUGGGUAGAAUGCUCCACCUGCGGCGGCCGACCGCGCGAUUCUUGGAGGCCGUGGCACACGUGACUGCGGACCCGUCGGAGCCGCUGCGAGCGAUUGUUGGGCUCGUGAAUCCGACGUCGCGAGGGAUCGCGGACAAUAUCACCGUUUCGCUGUACUACGCGGGCCUCGCGCCGGGCGCCACCGUCGUGGCGUCCGUGCUCAACGCCGACGCCGCCGCCGCGACGUCGAGGCCGCUCCCGGCAUCAAUGGCGCGCUUCGUUGUCGGCCCGGAUCCCGCGGCGUCGCUUUUUGAGAUUGUACUACCCGUCAAGGUGGACGCGUUCUCGUAUGCUUCGAUCGGGCUUUCGCUUGUGACGUCUCCCAUGGCAACGACGCGGUGGGCGGCUGCGUACUAGUAGUGGUGUAAGUGUUGUUCGUUAUGAAAA
Molecule: messenger RNA, 2623 nt
Organism: Pelagomonas calceolata
Lineage: Eukaryota; Pelagophyceae; Pelagomonadales; Pelagomonadaceae
Source: the annotation of a GenBank genome assembly